Messenger RNA from Penicillium olsonii, 1335 nucleotides. Lineage: Eukaryota; Fungi; Ascomycota; Eurotiomycetes; Eurotiales; Aspergillaceae. The record is from the annotation of a GenBank genome assembly.
AUGCCUUCGAGACAAGAAGUUUCCUACUUUGGAGCGGGCCCGGCUCCCCUCCCCACCUCCGUCGUGGAGGCUGGCGCAAAGGCAUUCGUCAACUUCAACGACUGCGGUCUCGGUCUCGGUGAGAUCUCUCACCGUUCGCCAACCGCCAACAAGAUCCUCGACGACGCCAAGGCAAACCUCUCCGCGCUCCUCGAUAUCCCGGAUAACUAUGAGAUCCUGUUCAUGCAGGGUGGUGGUAGCGGCGGGUUCAGCGCCGUCGUGCAGAAUCUCGUGUCCGUCUGGAUCGAACGCCGCCGCCGCCGCGCAGAGGCAGACUUCAAGCAGGCCCAGCCGGAUGCGGACCAGGCGCAGAUUGAUGAGCUGGUCUUCCAGCGCCUCCAGAAGGAGGUUGAUGAGGAAUUGAAGCUGGACUACCUCGUGACCGGAUCUUGGUCGCUCAAGGCUUCCCAGGAAGCGAGCAAAUUGGUCGGUUCCAAGUAUGUGAACGUUGCGCUGGAUGCCCGCAAAGCCAACGGUGGGAAGUUUGGCAAGAUUCCUGCUGAGGAAUCCUGGUAUUUGACUCCUACCAAGAAGGAGGGUGGCAAGGGCUCCGCAUUUGUCUACUUCUGUGAUAACGAGACCGUUGACGGUGUUGAGUUCCAACAAUUGCCCAAGUCACUGGAGCCUCAGGGCCAGGACCCCGAGGACGAGCGUCUCGUCGUUGCCGACUUGAGCUCCAACUUCAUCAGCCGCAAGGUUGAUGUUAGCAAAUAUGCUGUCCUUUUUGGUGGUGCCCAGAAGAACAUUGGUGUCACUGGAAUCACUAUCGCCAUUGUCCGCAAGGACCUCCUCCCUCCCCAAACCGCAACUCCUCCUCCUGCCCUCCUUCACCGAUUGAACAUUGGCGGUCUGCCCGGACCCGUUGUGUUCGACUACGCGACCAUCGCCAAGAACAACUCCCUCUACAACACCCUCCCCAUCUUCAACCUCUGGAUCGCCGGGCAGGUGAUGGCCGAUCUGAUGGCCGAAUUCGGCGCCCGCAAGGUCAGCGGCCAGGAGGAGAUCGCCAACAAAAAGGCGCAACUUAUCUACGGCGUGUUAGACAAGUACCCGCAAGUGUACCAGGUGGUUCCGGAUGCCAGCGUUCGCAGCCGCAUGAACAUUUGUUUCCGCGUUCUCAAUGGAGAUGACGCCAAGGAGAAGGAGUUCAUUGCUGGUGCUGAGAAGCGUCUCCUCCAGGGCCUCAAGGGCCACCGCAGUGUCGGUGGUAUGCGUGCCAGCAACUACAACGCCGUUCCAUUGGAGAACGUGCAGAAGCUGGUGGCGUACCUCGAGGACUUUGCUGUAGCUCUGUAG